AUGGCAACAGGCGUACUGUGCGACAAGAAAGUCCCUGUUCGACUGAAGUCGAAGAUCUACAGGACGGUUGUGCGAUUGGUUGCCCUUUACGGAUGCGAGUGCUGGUCGACGACGAAAGCCUUGGAAAGAGUGUUGAACGCUAUGGAGAUGCGGAUGUUGGAAUGGACGAUAGGUGUAACGCUGAAAGAGAAAGUAUCCAACGACACUGUACGUUCCAUCUUCGGCGUCGUCCCGAUAACUAAGAAGAUGAAGGAGGCGCGGCUGAGAUGA
Necator americanus (New World hookworm) is the source of this 270-nucleotide messenger RNA. RefSeq lists its product as uncharacterized. NCBI's taxonomy places the organism in Eukaryota, Metazoa, Nematoda, Chromadorea, Rhabditida, Ancylostomatidae. The record is from RefSeq and is a predicted model, not a curated record. The transcript has a single exon. The coding region runs from base 1 to 270 and encodes 89 amino acids.